CUCUCUCUCUCUCUCUCUCUGUCUCCUCCUGCAUGUCCGCGGGGGUGAGGAAACACUGCGGAAGAGACGAGAGACAGAACGUGUGUUAAUAGACCUCCCUCAGCCUCCCCCCGCUCCUUCACACACUCCCAGAUAAGAGGACAGAGCUCUCUCACUCCACUCAUUUCACACACAAACACACAUACACACCGCUCCAGGAUAGGAAGCAAACUUCUCUUCUGCUGUUUACUUUUCUCUUGUGUUAAGAGCCUGCAGAUUGGGACAGUCAUUGAGACGUCUCAGUUUCUCCUUCUUAUCUAUUGCGGGAGUGUGUUUUGGGGUACCUCAAGGGUCAGUGUUCAGUCCCCAGGUCUUUUUCAGGAAAACCAAGCGCGAAGAAGGAAACGCAGCAACUUCAUCUCCUUCCAACCAUGUGUUUCUCCAUCUACUGAAUUGACAUUUGGCUCUGUUUUUGCUGUCAUGAGGCUGGCCAGAAGCGGUUGGCAUUUGGCACUGCUGCUGCUGGCGUGGGUCAACCUGGCGAGCUCUGGAAACGGGAACGGUCAAGGGAGACGCGGCGGUGGUGGCGAAAGGCGGAGGAAGCUUCACCGCGUGCAAAACGGACAGUGCAGCUACACCUUCAUCCUGCCCGAGAUGGAGAGCUGUCAGGAGCAGAUGAGCGGGACCCACGGGGUGCAGCGAGACUCCCCGCCGGCCGACAGCGAGUGGUCCGUUCAGAAGCUGCAGCAUCUGGAGACGGCCAUGGAAAACAACACGCAGUGGCUGCAGAAGUUAGAAAACUACAUCGAGCAGAAGACAGGGAUGGUGCACAUUCAGGCCGAUGCCGUUCAUAACCAGACGGCCACCAUGCUGGAAAUCGGCACCAACUUGCUCUCUCAGACGGCAGAGCAAUCCAGGAAACUCAAUGUGGUCGAAGCCAAGGUUAUGAAUCAGACAUCAAGAAUUGCGAUCCAGUUAUUAGAGAAUUCAUUGUCAACAAACAAACUGGAGAAGGAGCUCAUAUCACAGCUUUCAGAAAUCUCUAAACUUCGUGACAAGAACAGUCAUCUGGAGAGUAAGGUGUUGGUCCUGGAGUCACAGCAGAGGACAGAGCUGGAGGACAUGAGGGAGGAGAAGGAGCGACUGCAGGACCUGGUGAAGAGACAGACGGCCGCCAUUACGGCUCUAGAGAGACAGCUGAGAGCGGCCAGCAGCAAUAACUCAGCCCUGCAGAAACAGCAUCAGCAGCUCAUGAAGUCUGUACACACACUUAUUGGCAUGGUGUCUUCUGGGACAGGCAUUACGCCAAAUGAGCAGCGUUUCCGAGACUGUGCUGAGGCCUAUAAAUCCGGUCACAACACCAGCGGCGUCUACCACAUUUACAUCGGAGACAUGACGGAGCCAACCAAGGUCUUCUGUGAUAUGGUGACAAGUGGAGGUGGCUGGACUGUAUUCCAGCACAGAGCCAAUGGAAGUGUGAACUUCCAGAAAGGCUGGAAAGACUACAAGCUGGGAUUUGGUGAUCCUAGUGGAGAGCACUGGUUAGGUAAUGAGGCCAUUCACCUGAUCACCAGUCAAGGCCAGUACUCCCUUCGAGUGGAACUGAAGGACUGGGAGGAGAACGGAGCAUAUGCACUGUAUGACAAAUUCCAGCUGACCAGUGAAAAACAGCAGUACAGACUCUUGCUAGGGAGCCAUAGUGGAACAGCAGGACAAAAAAGCAGCUUAGCAUUAAACGGCACAGGCUUCAGCACUCGCGAUGCCGACAACGACAAGUGCGAGUGCAAGUGUGCUCUCAUGAUGACUGGAGGCUGGUGGUUUGAAGCUUGCGGUAUGUCCAACCUGAACGGCAUCUACUACACCAUCGGUCACAACAUCCGCAAACUCAAUGGCAUUAAAUGGCAUCACUUCCGAGGACCCAGUUAUUCACUCCAGUCCACUUCCAUGAUGAUCCGACCCACUGAUUUCUAAAGCUAAUGAACCAGCAUUUCCACAAGACUGUCGUACUGUAGGACAGUGGAACCAGAUUUAAAAAAGCAAUGUAAUGGAUGAACAGUGAUGAUUUACUGCAAAUCCGACUGCUGGAAUGGACAAAAGCAUUCAUCUAUGCCAACAUUUCCAUUUUAGACAUAACUGUAUAAAGACGCUUCACCUUC
Messenger RNA from Danio rerio (zebrafish), 2135 nucleotides. NCBI's taxonomy places the organism in Eukaryota, Metazoa, Chordata, Actinopteri, Cypriniformes, Danionidae. The record is from RefSeq and is a predicted model, not a curated record.